GCAGGCUCAGCUGGAGCGCGUCCUGCCCCGUGAGUGAGUCAGCAGGCAAUUAGGUAAGUUGGCAAGCUUUUGGCUUCCUGGGCUAGAGCCUCCAGCCUCCAGGAGUUAACCUGCAGCACUGCUCGGAGGAGCAGGGGCCCAGCGAGGAUCCAAAAGUGUCGGGCGCCCUGGCUUGCCGGAGGAACGACAGGCGGUUUUAUGAGCAGCUGCGGCAGCAGGCCUGGCCCACAAAGUUACGAUAAUGAGAACUUGAACUCUUCGGGACGUCACUGUGAAAGAUCUUUCCUCUGUAGGCAUCAGAAAGUGCUGAGAAGUCUUAGCUGAGCAACGUGCAAGGGGGAGGAAACAAGAAUUUGGACCACCAUUUGCUUUCCUGGAUGCAAGAAAUCUUUUGAGGGGUUGAAUAAGGAAAAAUGGCCAAACGUACCUUCUCCACAUUAGAGACGUUCCUGAUUUUCCUCCUCAUAAUGAUGACUGCUAUCACGGUGGCCCUUCUCAGCCUCUUGUUUAUCACCAGUGGGACCAUCGAAAAUCCCAAAGGUUUUCCAUCCACUGAGAGCCCUCAGGCCACCCAGGGCUCCACAGCCCCUCAGCACUCCACACUCACACAAGGUCCCACAACCACCCAGGUGGACCCAGUGACUACCACCCCAGAGCCUCCUCUAUUUCAGAACUUCAGUGGCUACCACAUAGGUGUUGGGCGAGCUGACUGCACAGGACAAGUAGCGGAUAUCAAUAUGAUGGGCUACGGCAAAGGUGGCCAGAAUGCACGGGGCCUCCUCACCAGGUUGUACAGUCGUGCUUUCAUCAUGGCAGAGCCAGAUGGGUCCAAUCGAAUGGCAUUUGUGAGCAUCGACAUAGGCAUGGUAUCCCAACGAUUGAGGCUGGAGGUCUUGAACAGACUCAAGAGUAAAUAUGGCUCCCUGUACAGAAGAGACAAUGUGAUCCUGAGCGGCACUCACACGCACUCGGGUCCGGCAGGGUAUUUCCAGUACACCGUGUUUGUGAUUGCCAGCGAAGGAUUUAGCAAUCGAACUUUUAAUUACAUGGUCACUGGCAUCAUGAAGAGCAUUGAGAUAGCACACAAAAAUAUGAAACCAGGAAAGAUCUUUAUGAAUAAAGGAAAUGUGGAUGGCACACAGAUCAACCGAAGCCCCUAUUCUUACCUUCAGAAUCCACUGGCAGAGAGAUUAAGGUAUUCUUCGGAUACAGACAAGGAAAUGCUAGUCUUGAAAAUGGUAGAUUUGAAUGGAGAAGACUUGGGCCUUAUCAGCUGGUUUGCCAUCCACCCUGUCAGCAUGAACAAUAGCAAUCAUCUUGUAAAUAGUGACAAUAUGGGCUAUGCAUCUUACCUAUUUGAGCAAGAGAAGAACAAAGGACAUUUACCUGGACAGGGGCCGUUUGUAGCAGCCUUUGCUUCAUCAAACCUAGGAGAUGUGUCCCCCAAUAUUCUCGGCCCACGUUGCGCCAACACGGGAGAGUCCUGUGAUAACGCCAACAGCACUUGUCCCAUUGGCGGGGCUACCAUGUGCAUGGCUAGGGGACCUGGACAGGAUAUGCUCGACAGCACACAAAUUAUAGGACGGGCCCUCUACCAGAAAGCUACG
Molecule: messenger RNA, 1607 nt
Organism: Myotis lucifugus (little brown bat)
Lineage: Eukaryota; Metazoa; Chordata; Mammalia; Chiroptera; Vespertilionidae
Product: neutral ceramidase
Exons: 11
Biological process (GO): sphingosine biosynthetic process; ceramide catabolic process; long-chain fatty acid biosynthetic process
Cellular component (GO): extracellular region
Molecular function (GO): N-acylsphingosine amidohydrolase activity
Source: RefSeq, a predicted model, not a curated record